This is a messenger RNA of Hylaeus anthracinus, 641 nucleotides long. RefSeq names its product four-domain proteases inhibitor-like. Bases 146 to 511 code for a protein of 121 amino acids. The transcript has 4 exons. Gene Ontology annotation, molecular function: serine-type endopeptidase inhibitor activity; protein binding. NCBI's taxonomy places the organism in Eukaryota, Metazoa, Arthropoda, Insecta, Hymenoptera, Colletidae. The record is from RefSeq and is a predicted model, not a curated record.
AAUAAACCUGUUCAACAUUCCUUUAUGUGGAUUCCCCCGUGACUGGUCAGACGUAUCUCGUCUAUAUAAGCAAACGCGAAGCACCCUUUCCGCCCAUUGCAGUCUCAGUUUCUCAGCGGAUUAAACUCAGAGAGAUUUAAUAAAAAUGUGGGCACUUUAUCUAGCGUUGGUUGUGUUAAGCGGAAGCACAAUAGCAUUUCCACAGACGGACAAUGGUUUUGUUUUCGACGGUCCCGUGUCGCGACCUUCCACAACCAUGAGGUCCUCCACAGCUGCAGAUCCCAUGGUUACGACAACAUCCACGAGCGCACCUACGACAACGGCAACCCCAGAUCCUCAACUUCAAGCAUGCAUCAGGACGUGUCCUACGACGCCAGAAUAUAAUCCGGUUUGCGGAACGGACCGUGUGACGUACGAUAAUCCUGGACUGAUGAGUUGCGCGGCCUUCUGCGGCAAAGACGUCACGCGCAGCUAUUACGGACCCUGCACAUCUUCACCCGCUAGAGGAUAAUCCUUCGUUGGUUGGUCAGACUAGAGUCUGGUUGUAUAUUCCUUCACCGUGCCGUUGCGAAUAAAUAAACAUGUAGAUAACAAUAAUCUUUAUAAGUGAUUUAUUUUUAUAAAUCUAGUCUAAACAUCAA